AUACGCCAUGUACCCCUGCAUCUCGUUCCCCCUGCCCCAGGAGUCUUCUGUCCUUGUGCCCUAUUGGCCAUCCCUGAUCAGGUGGACAGAGGAUGCCUAAAAUCUUCUCUAAGACUUGAAAACACUCAAUCAUUUGCCUCUCCGGUGUUCGUUAAAAGCAGUUGACGUGGCAUCUGCGUAGUUGACGACACCAGUCGGCCCUCUAGGUGAUCAGCUAGGACGGUUUUCUCCUUUUAUUUGGUUUUAAGCUGAAGCCGGGGUGUGAGCAUGGGGGCCGGAGCGAGCGCAGAGGACAAGCACUCCAAAGAACUUGAGAAGAAACUCAAGGAGGACGCAGAGAAGGACGCCAGGACAGUCAAGCUGCUGCUUCUGGGUGCUGGAGAAUCAGGAAAGAGCACAAUCGUGAAACAGAUGAAAAUUAUCCAUCAAGAUGGUUACUCUCUUGAGGAGUCUAUGGAGUUUGUCACCAUCAUCUACAGCAAUACCCUUCAGUCCAUCAUGGCUAUUGUAAAGGGUAUGACUCAACUCAACAUUGGCUAUGGUGACUCCGCUCAGCAGGACGACUCCAGGAAGCUCAUGCAUCUAGCAGACACCAUUGAGGAGGGCUCCAUGCCCAAGGAGUUGUCUGACAUCAUCAUCCGGCUGUGGAAGGACACUGGCAUCCAGGCAUGCUACGACAGGGCCUCUGAGUACCAGCUUAACGAUUCUGCUGGAUACUAUCUGAAUGACUUGGAGAGGCUGGUCCAGCCUGGAUAUAUCCCCACUGAACAGGACAUGUUGCGAUCCAGGGUAAAGACCACUGGUAUCAUAGAGACCCAGUUCGGCUUAAAAGAUCUCAACUUCAGGAUGUUUGACGUGGGCGGCCAGCGUUCAGAGAGGAAGAAAUGGAUCCACUGUUUUGAGGGAGUGACCUGUAUUAUCUUCAUCGCUGCUCUGAGCGCCUACGACAUGGUGCUGGUGGAGGAUGACGAAGUGAACCGAAUGCACGAGAGUCUCCACCUGUUCAACAGUAUCUGCAACCACCGCUACUUUAUAGCCACCUCCAUCGUACUCUUCCUCAACAAGAAAGAUGUCUUCACCGAGAAGAUCAAGAAGGCUCACCUGAGCAUGUGCUUCCCCGACUACGACGGCCCCAACACCUAUGAGGAUGCUGGUAACUACAUCAAACUCCAGUUCCUGGAUCUGAACUUGCGGCGAGAUAUCAAGGAGGUCUACUCACACAUGACCUGUGCCACAGACACAGAGAACGUCAAGUUUGUGUUUGACGCGGUAACUGACAUCAUCAUCAAAGAAAACCUAAAAAGCUGUGGUCUCUUCUAAGAGCCACGCCGUAUAGCCAUAUAGGCCUAACUCCUCCCCCUUUCAAACUGCAGGCAACAAUCUCAAGACCGGAUCAAGAUGAGAAACUGUCCCUACGAGCUGCCAUUCUCCAAUAGAUUACUACACACAUAUACAAAGACAUUCAUUCAUACAGUCCAACGCAGUAUCAUAACCAAAGACAAUUCAGUUAAUUUGAGACCUUGAUGAGCCCUGAGAGAGGUGUAAUGUCAGAUGAUCUAUCCUGUACAUAUGUUAUAAGUCAAUCAUAAUCAAGCUGUCAUACUUUCUUAGGAACUGUAGUUGAAUCAUCGACCCUUCGGUCAGCAGAAAGUGCUUCUUCUCCCAGACAGUAAAUGUGAAUAGGUGUAAGGCAAUGUAUCAUCUCUACGCUCCAGUAACUGGCAUAUAAAGCCAAAAGAGAUGGAAACGAGACGGAAACAAGAUGGCCUCCACCUGCACACGCACUUCAACUUGUGUUAUAAUAAGUUACAAAACCCAAUCAUUAGCAAAAAUGGGUUUUAAGUGUAGAUAAGGCAUACUAGAACAAAGAUUGAGCUGUUAAGUAUAGUGGGCACAGUAUGAAAGACCUCAAGCUACUGGAGAGGACCAAUGUCACAUGAAAUCGGACCAGUUCAUUUUUAUAUGUCAAACAUCAAAGAAUUGCAAAGGUAAGGGUAACUUGUAACUCUCUAACUGAUGAGCAACUGUAGUAAAAAUGCAGUAUUUUUAAGUUUGUCGCUUGGUCACAAACCAAUUUGAAUGCCUUGUAGGUCUUUGGGCCACACAUUCUGUACAGAAAAGACAAAGGAUGUUACUGUGAAAUGUGAAUCAGAUGAUGAGUUAUUAAAGCUUCUGUAGAAAACUAACCUCUCUGUGAACUACUUAUUGAAUAAAUUCCUCUCAGUAUC
Oncorhynchus kisutch (coho salmon) is the source of this 2228-nucleotide messenger RNA. Its product is annotated as guanine nucleotide-binding protein G(t) subunit alpha-1. The coding region runs from base 268 to 1320 and encodes 350 amino acids. Gene Ontology annotation, cellular component: heterotrimeric G-protein complex; cytoplasm. Gene Ontology annotation, biological process: detection of light stimulus involved in visual perception; phototransduction, visible light; adenylate cyclase-modulating G protein-coupled receptor signaling pathway. NCBI's taxonomy places the organism in Eukaryota, Metazoa, Chordata, Actinopteri, Salmoniformes, Salmonidae. Gene Ontology annotation, molecular function: GTPase activity; GTP binding; G protein-coupled receptor binding. The record is from RefSeq and is a predicted model, not a curated record. The transcript has 9 exons.